CUUGUGUUGGUGGGGAAAUGUUAUUAUUUAGUGUUUUGAUUGGUUGAAACCUGUGCUUCAGCAGAAUAAUACUGUACGCCUGACCCAGCUGGAAGACAAGGGAGUUGAUUUGGUGUGUGUUUGUGUUAACAAAGCCGCUAGUGUACGUCUCUCUGGCAUGAUCACACAUUAUUUGUUCUGAAAGAGUGAUUUGUCCUAACAGGUCCGUCAAUGCACCCCUCCGAGUUAAUGGCAGAGAUGCGAAACAGUGGGUUUGCGCUGAAGAAAUGUGUCCUUGGGAGGGACAGCACCAUGAGUGAUCCAGCACAGGAGCUUGUGGCCAGUGAGGAAGACGACCCUGAGGUGGAGUUCCUGAAGUCUCUGACCACCGAAAAAAAGCAGAAACUGCUUAGAAAAUUUGACCGUCUUGAAAAGAAAAAGAAGCAGAAAAAGAAACCAGUUAAGAGUGCGAGUUCAUCCAGCAGCUCAUCAGACAGCAUCUCUCUGAGGAUGAGAAACAUGCCGGAAAGAAAGCCAAGAAGAAGAGCAAGAGAAGGAGAGACUCGUCCAGUGACAGCAGCUCUGAGAGAGAGCGCAAGAAAGACUCCAAACACGCACAUUCAAAACACAAUGAGCACAGAGUUCAGAGGUCACCAGACAAGCACAGCAGAGAGAGAUGGAGAGACGACGAAGAGGGAGGUAGAGAUAGACGCAGGAGCCCUCGGUGACAGAGAGAUGAGAAGGAGAGAUACAGGAGCAGGAGGAGAGAACGGAGCAGGAGCCCUCGGUGACCGAGAGAUGAGAAAGAGGGAGGUAAGGAGAGAUGCAGGAGUAGGGAGAGGAGGAGAGAACGGAGCAGGAGCCCUCGGUGACCGAGAGAUGAGAAAGAGGGAGGUAAGGAGAGAUGCAGGAGUAGGGAGAGGAGGAGAGAACGGAGCAGGAGUCCUCGGUGACGGAGAGAUGAGAAAGAGAGAGGUAAGGAGAGACACAGGAGCACGAGCAGGGAGAGAGGAGACUGGAGCAAAGAAUGAGACAAGGGCAAGAGGGUAAGAAGCAGAAAUCGGGAAAGAGUUAGAAACUCUGAUAGAAAUGAACACAGUAGAGGGAAAUAGCUGAACGUGGACACCAUCAUUACUUCACUGACUUCUCUCAGAUUAAAGGAAUUAUUCAAAUGAAGCUU
Molecule: messenger RNA, 1159 nt
Organism: Sinocyclocheilus grahami
Lineage: Eukaryota; Metazoa; Chordata; Actinopteri; Cypriniformes; Cyprinidae
Product: corepressor interacting with RBPJ 1-like
Exons: 3
Coding region: 211-1029 (272 amino acids)
Biological process (GO): negative regulation of DNA-templated transcription
Cellular component (GO): nucleus
Molecular function (GO): transcription corepressor activity
Source: RefSeq, a predicted model, not a curated record